This is a messenger RNA of Aureobasidium namibiae CBS 147.97, 966 nucleotides long. Its product is annotated as alpha/beta-hydrolase. NCBI's taxonomy places the organism in Eukaryota, Fungi, Ascomycota, Dothideomycetes, Dothideales, Saccotheciaceae. The record is from RefSeq and is a predicted model, not a curated record. The transcript has 2 exons. The coding region runs from base 1 to 966 and encodes 321 amino acids. Gene Ontology annotation, molecular function: hydrolase activity.
AUGGCCGACUCAAUGCCCACCACCAAACUUCACGCUUUCAAUCGCGAGGACACGACGUACACUUCUGACGGCCUUUCAAUUGGGAUCAGUGUGUUCGUGCCCAAGAGUGCUAUAAAAGGACAAACAUUACCCGUGCUAGUGAGAUGGCAUGGUGGAGCAUUGAUCAAUGGCGGCAGAGUGUAUGAGCCUUGGUUUCCAAAGUGGGUCAUCGAUCUAGCAGCUCUCCAUGAUGCCAUCAUUGUAACUCCCGAUUAUCGCCUACUACCCGAAUCCUCUGGCCUCGAUAUCAUCUCUGACCUACACAACUUCUACACCUGGCUCCAUACCAACCUCGCCUCCUUCCUGAGAACUUCCUUCUCCCAGUCAACGGCAACGUCAGAUCUCUCCAACAUCCUCAUCACGGGAGAGUCGGCUGGCGGAUACAUGGCUGUUCAAUCCGUCCUUCUGGGAGAAACCAAAGGCGUCAAAGCGGUCAUCGCACACUACCCCAUGAUCGACCUCAGAGAUGCUUGGUAUAGCGAGCCCGGUAGAAAAGUCAUCUGGGGCCAAUCACCGCCUUCAUUCCCAGACGGAUGGCUCGAUCACCAACUUGAAGGGGCUGCGAAAUCUGCAAAACCGAUCACUGAAAGAAUCCCAGAAGAAGGAGAGCCGGACUUGUUCGUUGCCACGUUGUUGGAAGGACGAUAUACUGAGAUACUGGGUAGCGAUUCAAGUCUGUAUCCUCUUGAGAACUUGAAGAGGAUCAAAGUGCAGGGUGGAGUUUUGACGCCUAUUUGGAUGUUUCAUGGAGAACAGGAUACGAUCAUUCCGAUGGAUGGAACGAGAAAGUUUGUGCAAGUGGCUCAAGAAGGUAUACACGAGAAAAUCAUUCCUGGAGCAGAACAUGGAUUUGAUGAUGACAGCGUUGGUCUGGACACAGAUUGGGUUGUCGAGGGAAGAGAGUGGUUGCAAAAGCAUUGGCCGUAA